This is a messenger RNA of Phodopus roborovskii (desert hamster), 696 nucleotides long. Its product is annotated as basic salivary proline-rich protein 4-like. The transcript has 2 exons. NCBI's taxonomy places the organism in Eukaryota, Metazoa, Chordata, Mammalia, Rodentia, Cricetidae. Bases 1 to 696 code for a protein of 231 amino acids. The record is from RefSeq and is a predicted model, not a curated record.
AUGCCGGGGUCACCACCUCCUCAAACUCCGGGCAGGACAGCGUGGGACCCGGAGGCUGGGAGCCCACUCGGGGUGGGUGGGGGCUGGGCGACCGUCCCCUCACUCGGGACCGGAGCUGAAGAAGGCGCCCUCCGCUGGGCUCACAGUGCACACAGCGCCCGAGUUCGGCUCCGCCGAGUCCUGGCCGCGGCCUCUAAAGCUCGCGGGCGGUCUCAGCAGACAAAGCCCGCGCCGCCCGCGGGGCCGCCCCCCGCCAGGGAAGGGAGUCCCGGGGCCGAGCGGGAACACAGGGAGCAGCCGCCGUCCCGAGAGGACGCUCACGAGGGCCGGCCCGAGACAAUGAGGACAGGCCCGACGCUGCAGCGGGGCCGCGCGUCCUACUUACCCGGGCGCGGCAGCGGCGGCGGCGGCGGCGGCACGGCCCGGUCGGCCGAGGAAGUUAGACCAAGUUCGGCAGCGCAGAGCGGGAGGGCGCGACUCGGGCCGUCCGAGCGGCGGGGGCGGGGCGCGGAGGGGCGGGGCCGCGGCGGAGAAAAGAGGCGCAGCUUCCCUACGCCGCUCUGCCGCCCCACGCGUCUGGCCCACCAAGGCCCCGCCUCCGCUGCUUGCUCCGCCCCCCUGCAGGCACCGCCCCAUCACUCGCUCCCGCCGCUCACCCCUCCCCCUCCGUCCCCACCCCACACCCUCCCACAUUGA